UCCGUCUUUUUCGAUGUUCCGCUGGCCAAUUUUUCGAGGUACGACGAUUUCAAGCACAUCAUCAGAUUCGUGAAGUUGCCCAGACUCGACUGAUACGAAGUUUCGAGGUGGGAACCAAUUUUUGACAAUUUUAUUGGACUUUCUCUGUUCAUCCCACUACGUGCGGAGCUAACCCUAGCGAGGAGCAGGGCCCAUUAGGCCUUGCGGGCCUACGUGCCAGAGGGACAUGGCAGACUCCCGUAUGGAAGACGAAGAGGACAACAACGAGGAAGAUUUCGGUUGGCAAGUGGCUACCGGACGACGAUCCCGUGCCGGAAAGAAGAGCAGCAACGCGGCGAACGCGACGCCAAGUACCUCACAAGCGUCCGGCGGCAGCAAGGGACCCGCCACCAACACCGGUUCGAUCAAGUACCGUAUAGUAAAGGCCUCAAGGAUGCCCCAACUGCCCGAGGAGCAUCGGAAAAUUAUAAUCAGGCCACGAGGAGGACUAAAUUUGAGCAAAGUAAGUACCACCGCUAUUGGAACUGCAGUGAUCGAGGCUUCAGGCCUAACGGCAGAGCAAGCAAGUGAAGACAUGGUGUGCCCCAACUUCACGCAAAAUAUCGUGGUGGUGAGCACGCCUGAACCAGACCAUGCGGCAAGGUACGUGAGAAUGAAGUCCUUCAAAAUCGUGGACACGGAGUACGAGGUCAAUGCGUACGAGACGGCCCCGCACGCCACGUGCAAAGGGGUGAUUAGACAAGUCGACAUCAGGGACUCCCAGUCUACUAUCACAAGAAAUAUCGUGCAUGAGCGCAACCCGCUCGCUUUGGCCGCCAAGCGCAUCAAGACGUCAGGCUCAGUCAUCGUCCUCUUCGAUGGACUGAAAGUGCCAAACUUUGUGCGCUACGGGCCGACCUUGUUGAGAUGUUAUCUCUACAGGAAACAAUUUGAUGUGUGCUUCACUUGUGGUAGGGUAGGACACCGCUCGGACGUGUGCCCCACGCCGGACUCUGUUCAGUGUAGAGGGUGUGGAGCCCCCAACCCACGAUCGGACCACGUUUGCACGCCCAAGUGCAAGUUCUGUGGAGGAGACCAUCCCACCGGAGACAAGGUGUGCAAGCAGAGGUUUCAAACACCCUAUGUGGUACGAGCUCGCCGAAGGGAACGCGCCCAGUCACGAUCGGCCACGAGGGAGAGAAGCCGCUCCAAGUCGGGAGGAUCGCAGGUGCAAAGGGAACGCGCCCGGUCGCGAUCGGCCGCGAGGGGGAGAAGCCGCUCCAAGUCUGGAGGAGCCCAGGCGCUCUUCGAAGAUGGAACACCCGGUGCCAAGCCGACAGUUGGGACCGCCUGGGCGGAUAAAGUCAAAGGCGCAGGAGACAUCUGGUUCAGCUGGCACGGAAGCGCAAGUAUUGAUUACUUCUUCGUUGACAACGAGUAUGGCCGACGCCAUUGGUGCACGUUUUGCCCUCCAGGCAGUCUGUCAGCGGCAGCACGGCUAAUGAUCUCGGAGGCGCUGAAUAAAUGACGGCCGACGGGGAAAGGUUCCGAUGAUCCAUUGAAUUCUUCCCGAGGGCGCAACCGCACGAGGAUCGAAAAUGCAACAAAGCGUGAUGGCUUGGCACGUUUGCGACUAAAUCGGGAGAAAACAGA
Messenger RNA from Dermacentor albipictus, 1632 nucleotides. The record is from RefSeq and is a predicted model, not a curated record. Lineage: Eukaryota; Metazoa; Arthropoda; Arachnida; Ixodida; Ixodidae.